CAGCAAGAAAGUGUAUAUAAAGCAUCUCCAAUUUCUCUUACUUUAUUAAUUAACAAUUGCUUGCGGUGAACUGAAGACUGUGGUGCAUUUGAGCGUCGUGAUAAUGAGGGUCCUUCUGGUCGUCGCACUGUUUGCGUACAGUUACGCGGGGCACAUCGGUUUUCAACAUUACCAGGCGAACCUAGGCGCUAUUAUACCGCAUAUAAUUCAGCAGGAGGCGGUCGAUGAUCACGGCGCGGGCAUUCAAAACCUGGGCGAGCAAGGGCACUUGCAAGUGCAAGAGGAAGAGGAGCAUAACGAGAAGGAGGAUGGGCAUUAUGAUUAUUACGCGUACCCCAAAUACACAUAUAAGUAUGGUGUCAACGAUUACCAUACUGGAGAUAUUAAAAGUCAACACGAGACCAGAGACGGGGAUGUGGUGAAAGGGCAGUAUUCCGUUGUGGAGCCUGAUGGUUCAAUUCGUACGGUGGAUUACACGGCUGAUAAGCAUAAUGGUUUUAAUGCUGUCGUUCACAAGACGAACGCACACAAGCAGCCAGAACAGGAGCAACACCUACAAUCCUACAAUUAAAAUUGUUUUCC
This is a messenger RNA of Photinus pyralis (common eastern firefly), 582 nucleotides long. Its product is annotated as adult-specific cuticular protein ACP-22-like. Gene Ontology annotation, cellular component: extracellular matrix. NCBI's taxonomy places the organism in Eukaryota, Metazoa, Arthropoda, Insecta, Coleoptera, Lampyridae. The record is from RefSeq and is a predicted model, not a curated record. Bases 104 to 571 code for a protein of 155 amino acids. The transcript has 3 exons.